This is a messenger RNA of Cottoperca gobio, 2449 nucleotides long. RefSeq names its product cell division cycle associated 7a (gene cdca7a). Gene Ontology annotation, cellular component: nucleus. Gene Ontology annotation, biological process: regulation of DNA-templated transcription. NCBI's taxonomy places the organism in Eukaryota, Metazoa, Chordata, Actinopteri, Perciformes, Bovichtidae. The record is from RefSeq and is a predicted model, not a curated record.
AUGCCAGCCACCCGCUCCAAGAAACUGGCAGCCCAGUCUCCAUCUACCAGGAUGAGUUUGAGGAGUUUCCGCAGUGUCCCUCUGGUUCCCAUGGAGACUUCUUCUUCGGAUGAUAGCUGCGAUAGCUUUGGCUCCGAUGGAGGCUUUGCAAAUACGAGGAGCAUCUUAAGACCGACGAAGAGGAUGGCAGGGAAACCAAAGGUGUUUGAGGCUUCAUCUGAGGAGGAUACAUACUGCGGGUUUGAUGAGAGUGUGAUCAACAGCCAGAUGAAAACCAUGAAAGUAGACUCUGACCCUCCGAGAUGUGGCCGCAGAUCCAUCCUUAAGGUUGCUAUGACAUUCCCCACUAAGAAGAGGCCCGCAUCCGAACCACUACCUCAAAGUAAAGUACAGGACUCUGACUCUGACUCUGACGGAGAGGACAACGCCAUGAGCAAGAGAGCCAUGAACAUUAAGGAGAAUAAAGAAAUGCUAGCAAAGCUCAUGGCAGAGCUGAACAAAGUACCCGGACUCCUCCCAAGACAGAUGGCAAUGUCCUCUUCCUCUACGCCUCGACGGGCACCUCGACGUUCCAUGGGGACUCCAGGAGCUCGUAGGAGAAACCCCCAGCGUUUGUCCCGGCCCCACACACGGUCCCGCACACUGGUGGACGGACCGCCCAGCCCAACUUCAGAGGAAGAGCCCGAGGACAAGUUCAGUCUGGUUCGCCAAAGCCCCUACUAUGAGGAAGAUGAUGAGCCACCACGUCGUCGUUACUUCAAUGGUACCAAGGCCAUCCCUCACUUAGUGCGGCCUGUGGAUGACAUCACAGAGGCAGAGCUGCAGGGCAUCUGCCAGAACGCACGGGAUAAAGUCUACAACAGCUUCACUGGAUCCACUUGCCACCAGUGCCGCCAGAAAACAAUCGAUACCAAAACCAGCUGCCGCAAUCCAGAGUGUGUGGGGGUGAGGGGUCAGUUCUGCGGCCCCUGUCUCCGUAACCGCUAUGGAGAGGAGGUCCGUGACGCUCUGCUGAGUAUGGAGUGGCAGUGCCCGCCAUGCAGAGGGAUCUGCAACUGCAGCUUCUGUCGGGCCCGAGACGGUCGCUGUGCUACAGGAGUGUUGGUGUACCUGGCUAAAUAUCAUGGAUAUGAUAAUGUACACGCCUAUCUGAAAAGCUUGAAAAAGGAGCUGGAAAAGAUCAGCGAGUGAAGUGUGGAGGUACGAGCUGACCAUGAUCGACGUGCUCUGACCAUUUUUUUACUUCCGAACAGUCCAAAUAUUGUUCAUGGUGUUCAUUACAACACAAUGCUUAUUGUUGCUCCUGUUUGUGAAGCUUCACAUACUUUUUGAGCAUUGACUGACAUCUGGAGGAGGCACAUUCAGCCAGUUCUCUCCAGCCUAAAGCUUGCUUUGUUUUUAACUUCCUGCCUGUUCUAAAGAGCUGAGCCUUUUUACGUUAAGACUGGUUGAAUGUAAACUUAAGUGGACCAAAACGUGAAGAUGGAGAUUUUAGGACAAUGUCCAAACAUUCCUCUGUGAUCUUAAAUGUGUUAAGAUAAUUAAUGUAUAUAUUUCCCUAGCAUAAAAAAAAAAAAAGAAUCAUCCAACCGGCUGCACAAAAAUCAGGCUUGUUUAGAUCUACUGUAUUUUACAUUGUUUUAAAUGUAUGGCUUUCACACUGCCCACUUAAAUUUCAACCUAGUGCCUUUUUUUUAACAAUGAUAUGCUUGUGUUUUUACAAGUUGUGUAGUCUUUUGUAAAUCUGCUGAAAGUGUAAAUGUUGAAAACGAAACAAUGUUCGGUAUAUUUGGGAUGUCCUGUAGAAAAUGGCCCAAUGUUCUGCAUGUUACGGAGGUUGGUGCAGGUGGAAAGGGCAGAGACUGUGGGGUCCACUGCCUCUCACUUCUAAACCGAGAGGAACUGUGAUAUACUACAGCGCCUGGUUAAAUAUCCUUCAUUAGAUAACUGUCACUAAUGGUGUGGAAACAAUUAGCACACUCUAAUGGGAAUCUCAUACCUGUAAAUCAUUUUAUCCUGUUAAAGCACAUUCUCGCUCUGCUCCAGUCUCUUUGGCUCGUUUUCUGCCUUACACUGUUAAGUAGGAAUGGUUGAAGGUGCCACUGAAGUGGCAAUAGAGUUAUGGCCUGCGUUUUCUGUUCAGAAGUGCGAUACUCGACACGAAAUGACACUUUGUGUCGCUCAUCUUUGAAAUGUACUUAAUUUGACCUGCACCAGGACACUCUGAUUAUAUGAUACUGUUUCAAAAAAUAAUCAACGUUCGAGAUUUCCUUCUUCAGUGUAAUAACAGGUGGAGGUUAUUUCACUGCCGUUUGUGUUUAUCAGGCACUUCACUCUUAUCACGAAGAGUAAUGCUGAACUGUUGAUGGGAAUAUCUGUUAUGGCGAUGCUUGCUUUGUGCUCAUUGGGUUAACUAUACAUUUUCAUUAAAGCGUUAAUCACUGCAGAA